UGCAUUAUCAACAGAUCCAUCAUGAAGUUUGUGACUCUAGCUCUAGCUUUUCUGCUGGCUGCAGGUUGCCAGGCACGAUCCCUGCAGGCUGACGCUCCAUCCCAGUAUGAGCACAUAAGAGCUGCGGUGGUGACCUACCUCGGCCAGGUUAAGGAAACAGCACAGAAAGCUAUUAACCAUCUUGAUGAUGCUGAGUUCAAGGAUUACAAGGCACGCCUCACUCAGGGACUGGACAACAUUGAGACCUUGCUCAAGUCUGCCUCUGAAUCCCUUGCACCAGUCCGUGAAGGGAUUGGACCUCAGAUUGUUGAGACCCUUUCUGGUGUUCGUGAGAGGGUUUCCCAUGACCUGGAGGAACUGCGCAAAGAGCUGGAGCCAAAGCGUGAGGAGCUGCGCCAGGUUAUAAAGAAGCAUCUUGAUGAGUAUCAUGCAAAGCUGGAGCCUGUACUGAAGGAGUACUCUGAGAAGAACAAGCAUCAGCUAGAUGAGUUCAAGGCCAAGUUUGAGCCUGUAAUCAAGGAGCUGCAGGAGAAGAUCAAGGUCAAUGUAGAGGAGACCAAGUCCAAGCUGACCCCCAUUGUGGAAACCAUUCGUAACAAGCUAACCAAGGGCCUUGAGGAGCUGAAGGCUACAUUUGGACCCCAUAUCCAAGAGUACAGGGAGCAGAUUGAAGGUGUCUUUACUGAUCUACGCAACAAGUAUGAAUCUGGGGAGUUGCAACAGAAGCUCAAGAAUUUGGCUGAUGAGCUCAGGCCCCAGCUGAAGGGUAUCUACGACACCAUUGAGAAGGCUUUCAAGGCAUAAACGGUCUUAUCCCCUUUUUUUACCCACAGUGCCAUCUUAAAAGUUUCUAUCGUUAUUUCCCUACAUGCUGUUAUCAUCAGUUGGGGCUGUAAGACCUGAAAUCACACAGAGUCUCUU
Messenger RNA from Neoarius graeffei (lesser salmon catfish), 921 nucleotides. Its product is annotated as apolipoprotein A-I-2-like. Gene Ontology annotation, molecular function: lipid binding. Gene Ontology annotation, cellular component: extracellular region. Bases 22 to 804 code for a protein of 260 amino acids. Gene Ontology annotation, biological process: lipid transport; lipoprotein metabolic process. The record is from RefSeq and is a predicted model, not a curated record. The transcript has 4 exons. NCBI's taxonomy places the organism in Eukaryota, Metazoa, Chordata, Actinopteri, Siluriformes, Ariidae.